This is a messenger RNA of Danio rerio (zebrafish), 2026 nucleotides long. RefSeq names its product SMAD family member 3b (gene smad3b). Gene Ontology annotation, molecular function: transcription cis-regulatory region binding. The record is from RefSeq and is marked provisional. Lineage: Eukaryota; Metazoa; Chordata; Actinopteri; Cypriniformes; Danionidae. Gene Ontology annotation, biological process: BMP signaling pathway; regulation of DNA-templated transcription; embryonic pattern specification. Gene Ontology annotation, cellular component: nucleus; transcription regulator complex; cytoplasm.
CAACUAAAGAUGUCUAUAUUGCCUUUCACGCCCCCGAUCGUGAAGAGGCUGCUGGGCUGGAAGAAGGGCGAGCAGAACGGACAGGAGGAGAAAUGGUGCGAGAAAGCGGUGAAGAGUCUGGUGAAGAAGUUAAAGAAGACCGGACAGCUGGAGGAGUUGGAGAAGGCCAUCACCACCCAGAAUAUCAACACCAAAUGCAUCACCAUACCAAGGUCUCUGGAUGGCCGUCUGCAGGUAUCUCACAAAAAAGGCCUCCCUCAUGUAAUCUACUGCCGUCUCUGGCGUUGGCCUGACCUGCAGUCCCACCACGAACUGCGUGCUGUUGAAAUGUGUGAGUUUGCCUUCCACACGAAGAAGGAUGAGGUGUGUGUAAACCCUUAUCACUACCAGCGUGUAGAAACUCCAGUUUUGCCUCCAGUCCUGGUUCCUCGGCAUGCUGACAUCCCCACAGACUUCCCUCCACUAGAUGAUUACUCCAUCCCAGAGAACACCAUAUUCCCAGCGGGCAUUGAGCCUCCCAGCAACUAUAUACCGGAGACCCCUCCUCCAGGAUACCUGAGUGAGGAUGGGGAAACCAGUGACCACCAAAUGAGCCACAGCAUGGACACAGGUUCUCCAACGCUUUCGCCUAACCCUGUUUCUCCGGCAAACAGCAACCUAGAUCUGCAGCCAGUAACAUAUUGUGAAUCUGCAUUUUGGUGCUCGAUUUCAUACUAUGAGCUGAAUCAGCGUGUCGGUGAGACUUUCCAUGCCUCACAACCAUCUUUAACUGUGGAUGGCUUUACGGACCCCUCUAACGCAGAGCGAUUUUGCCUGGGUCUGCUCUCCAAUGUCAACCGGAAUGCAGCUGUGGAGCUGACGCGCAGACACAUCGGCCGAGGCGUGCGUUUGUAUUACAUCGGCGGUGAGGUGUUUGCUGAGUGUCUGAGUGACAGUGCUAUUUUCGUCCAGAGUCCGAACUGUAACCAGCGGUAUGGCUGGCACCCUGCCACUGUGUGUAAGAUUCCUCCAGGGUGUAAUCUGAAGAUCUUCAACAAUCAGGAAUUUGCAGCACUGUUGGCCCAAUCAGUGAAUCAGGGAUUUGAGGCUGUGUACCAGCUUACCCGCAUGUGCACCAUUCGAAUGAGUUUUGUCAAGGGGUGGGGGGCAGAAUACAGGCGACAGACAGUGACCAGCACCCCCUGCUGGAUAGAGCUGCAUCUCAACGGGCCCCUGCAGUGGCUGGACAAGGUGCUCACUCAGAUGGGCUCUCCAAACCUUCGCUGCUCCAGCGUGUCAUAGGACAAACUCUCCAAUCAUUUCAUAUAACCACACCCAUAUUAUAAAAACCAGGAAUUACCCUCUAUUGCUGCUGAAUGCCAAGCAAACAAAUAGAGCAGUAUCAAGAAUGGGAAGGCAAAACAGCCUCUGGACUCCUCAGAGUGUUACUUUAUCAAUUACAGAUCCCGAUAUUUGCUGUGGGCAAAAACUGCUGCGUACAGUUGAAGCACUUUGAACGGUGACACUCGUGGAGCAAAUGAACUUAAAAUGAGGGGUCUUCCUCAUUAUGAAUUUUAAUGUGAUUAAGAAAUUUUUGUCUUUCUGUCUGUUUUUGUUUUGAUCAAGAAGUGUGCACCGCAUUUAAUUUGAUCUGAAGGUAUUGGCAUCAUGGGCUCAUAAUAUGAUUGGUUAAAAUCGUAAACGUCAUAGCAGACCUUUCUGGCAACCUAAGUGAUGCACCAGACAAGCCUUCAGAGGAGAGUGUUUGUUUCCACCACCUUCAGUGAAGGGGUCAUGUGUGAACUUUUAAAGUAUGUCAACCUCAAAGUAUACUUGGGUUUUUUUGCAGCUCACACGUGCGUUUUAAUUGUUUUUGCACUAAUUAGUUUGUCCACAAGAUGUCAACGCUGAACCGGUUGUUUGUGCACACUAUCAAAUAGAGAGUACUUUAAAAGGCUGUUGCUGUGUCCCCAAUUCGCAUACUUAUAAGUAUGUCCUAAAAAUAUGUACUUUUUUUGUGAAGGAAAAAUAAAUACAUUUGAGAGUG